Knipowitschia caucasica is the source of this 2703-nucleotide messenger RNA. Lineage: Eukaryota; Metazoa; Chordata; Actinopteri; Gobiiformes; Gobiidae. The record is from the annotation of a GenBank genome assembly.
AUGGUGAGCCACUGUCAGACCCCCACGUUCUCAGACUUCAGCGGUCUGCCUCUCUCCAUGUUCGGCGCUCGGAGAUCCUCCAGCGGGACCCCGGUGUGUCGGAGCCCCGUGAGCAGCCCAGCGCGCACACUCUGCCCCAGUCCCAAACAGGUCAGCGGUGCAGAGGAGAAGGGGCUGCAGUCCUACAAGACUACACGGACAUGCUAUUCUAACGCACAACUUCAAGUCAGUGGUUCAUACUGCUCCGAGAAGACCUGUGCAGAAGACAGACCUCUGUCACUCUUCUCCCAGAGCCUCCAGUGCGACCGGCCCGAGCUCCUACUGCACCAGGACACCAGAUCAUCCUCAGACUUUUCCAGGACGCUGCCGGUGGCCUCCCCCAGUUUGUGCAGAACCAACGGCGUCCACUCCCCUCUCUCUUACCAGAUCAAACAAGAAGCUUCAGUGGGAUACAAUAUGGGACACAGUGAAUCACAGGCUGGAUAUCAGAACCUAAAGGAGGAGAUCAUUUUAGGGGCGACAAAUAAACUGACUGGAAGUCCACAGGUUAGCUGUAGUGUUACUAGCAUACGUACAGUAAACGCUGUUAGCAGUGCUGUGUCAGCAGACACAUCACAACCCUUUAAUAAUGAAGAUGGCUCCUCCCCGCUGGCUUUGUCCCCAUCGGGCUCCCAUCAUUCAGCGCGGCGACUCGGUUCUAACAGGCUCAAGAGGCACUGCCUGUCCCUGGCCUCGCAGUCCGCAGCCACAGCGUCUCCGGCGGCCGCUGCUACAGCCAUCGACGACAUCAACAUCUGCUCUGCACAAAUGUCCAUGGUCUCCUGCAACGGCUUCCACCUGUCGCCAAGUCACAACACAGGCUUCUCCUCCACAUCUCCUCCCUCUACAUCCUGCACUCGGGACGCCCAGUACAAACCCCCACCUCAGCGGAGCCCCCAGCCUCCUCCGGGGCAGGACAGGUGCCAGCGGUCAUCUCCUGCCUCCUGCCUGCUGUCCCUGUCCUCUUCCGCCUCUUCAGUGUCGUCAGUGGAGCUUGAGGGCCACGCGCUCUGUGAGGAGCAGGGCUCCAUGCACCUGGGCCGGGGGGCUGCGGGAGUGGACGGGGACGCAGAUGGACUGGGGCUACUCCUGAGCGGGUCAGUGAUGCCUGGGACACUCCAGUCGGAGAGUGAGGCUCUUAUGGAGGCCUCCCAAAGAUCAGGAGCUGCUCUGAAGCAGGAACCACUGGACGAUUUCACACCCAGUGAAGACGAGCUCUUUCAGCACCACUAUCAUCAGCAUCAUGUCAAUGGGCGAAUUGGGCAUCAUCCCCACCCCACUCGUCCUGCCAUGCCACCCCCUUAUCACUUGCACCAGUACGUGGGGCCGAGCCCAGGGGGCCUACACCAUCAGAGCCAAACAGGACCGGCCUGUUCCAUGGGACAUAAAGAAGCCCCCACAGCUCCUCCAGGGCCACACAGACACACAGACCGAGAGGACAUAUCCACCGGAGCCAUUAGUGACAAACAGGUGUGUCGCUGGAUCGACUGCAGUGCGGCCUAUGACCAGCAGGAGGAGCUGGUUCGGCACAUUGAGAAGGUGCACAUUGAUCAAAGAAAAGGAGAGGACUUCACCUGUUUUUGGGCCGGCUGCAUCCGUCGCUAUAAACCGUUCAAUGCACGCUACAAGCUGCUGAUCCACAUGAGGGUGCACUCAGGAGAGAAGCCCAACAAGUGCAUGUUUGAAGGGUGUAACAAGGCGUUUUCCAGACUGGAGAACCUGAAGAUCCACCUGAGGAGCCACACUGGGGAAAAGCCGUACUUGUGCCAGCACCCGGGCUGCCAGAAAGCCUUCAGCAACUCCAGUGACCGGGCCAAGCAUCAGCGGACCCACCUGGACACGAAACCAUAUGCAUGUCAGAUCCCCGGCUGCACCAAGCGCUACACUGACCCCAGCUCCUUACGCAAACAUGUGAAGAUCCACUCUGCCAAAGAGCAGCAGGUGCGGAGGAAGCUGCAAUCGUGUCCUCACAUAGAGCAGGACAUCCUGAGUGAAUGUUUGUCCAUGCAGCACCUCCAGAGCUCCUCUCAGCAGCACCUCUUCAACGGAAAAGACCCGCGCUCCUCCGCCCUGGGCCAGGACAGCUUCCCCGGCAUGUACACUGGCUCCAGCCACCCCCACCAGCCCAUCAUCAGUGCCCAGGCCGAGCUCUCCACCGCCCCAGACCUGCCCCAGAGACACAGGCUGGAGCGGGACAUGGGCAGCCCUCAUCUGUCCCCCAUCACUCCCAUGGAGGCCAGAGACGGGGUGUCAGGGCCGCUCCUGUCUCCUGGGAUCAAGAACACAGGGACGCCCCCCUCUCCCCUGGACAAACACCACAUGCACCCACAGCACAAGCCCUACAGCCACUACUCGCUGCAGCCGCCCAAUGACGAGUACCAGGGCAAUUUCCAGAGCUGCUUCCAUUUCGGAGACUCCUACAGGCUGGAUCAGACGAUCAGCAGCGUCCAGAUCCCUGGGGAUUCCCACAACUACAGCGGCCAUCAGCAAAAUGGCUUCCACAUGUCAACGGGAAACUUAGGAGCAGGCUUCAACAUGGGCCAGGAGCUCCAGGGAGGGGCAGGAUGCCAGUUCUCCUCCGGCCCAGAUGAGAGCAUCUUCUUCCAGGUGGGAAGCUUCGAGCGCAGCCUGAACCACAUGCCCUCUGUCUACACAGAGACAUGA